This is a messenger RNA of Durotheca rogersii, 786 nucleotides long. Its product is annotated as ribosomal protein S8e. Gene Ontology annotation, biological process: maturation of 5.8S rRNA; maturation of LSU-rRNA. The transcript is spliced from 2 exons. Gene Ontology annotation, cellular component: preribosome, large subunit precursor; nucleolus. The coding region runs from base 1 to 786 and encodes 261 amino acids. Lineage: Eukaryota; Fungi; Ascomycota; Sordariomycetes; Xylariales; Xylariaceae. The record is from RefSeq and is a predicted model, not a curated record.
AUGCCUCAAAAUGAGUACAUGGAGCGCUUCCGCAAGACGCACGGCCGGCGUCUCGACCACGAGGAGCGGCACCGCAAGCGCGAGGCGCGCGAGGGCCACAAGGCGAGCAAGGACGCGCAGAACCUGCGCGGGCUGCGCGCGAAGCUGUACCAGGAGAAGCGGCGCAAGGAGAAGAUCCAGAUGCGCAAGGCGAUCCGCGCGCACGAGGAGCGCAACGUGCGGUCGGCGCCGGCGGACCAGGACCCGAAGACGCCGCUGCCCAACUACCUGCUCGACCGGGCGAACCCGACGCAGGCCAAGGCGCUCAGCUCGGCGGUGAAGAACAAGCGCGCGGAGAAGGCGGCCAAGUUCGCCGUGCCGCUGCCCAAGGUGCGCGGCAUCAGCGAGGAGGAGAUGUUCAAGGUGGUGGCGACGGGCAAGAAGACGGCCAAGAAGAGCUGGAAGCGCAUGGUGACGAAGCCGACCUUCGUCGGCCCCGACUUCACCCGCCGCCCGGUCAAGUACGAGCGCUUCAUCCGCCCCAUGGGCCUGCGCUACAAGAAGGCCAACGUCACCCACCCCGAGCUCGGCGUCACCGUCCAGCUCCCCAUCCUCAGCGUCAAGAAGAACCCCCAGCAGCCCCUCUACACCCAGCUCGGCGUCCUCAGCAAGGGCACCAUCCUCGAGGUCAACGUCUCCGAGCUCGGCCUCGUCACCGCCGGCGGCAAGGUCGCCUGGGGCCGCUACGCCCAGAUCACCAACAACUGCGAGAACGACGGCUGCGUCAACGCCGUCCUGCUCGUCUGA